AUAAAUUCAGGACUGGAAAAAACGAUUUGGAAGUCCAAAGCGACGAAGAACCCAAAUCCUUCCCUAUUUCUGCGCCUGCAACACACUCCGAAGGCUAUUUCUGCCACCGCAAAGAGUCUUGUAGCAAAUAUUUCUAUCAAAUCACGUAUGCGUUUUCAGCAGGAAGAUGGUUAUAUAGUCGAAGGAAUGCGGGGAGAAAGAGGGGGACAACCAUUAAUCAUGCAUUCUGUACGUUGCUUACUAGCUAUAGUCACAGUUGUUGCAAUGCAAGCCAUUGGGGCUGCUGCAGUGGUAGUGCCGGGUACCAAUUGCUACGCGAUUGAUAAUUCUAGCCGUCUUGUUGAUUUUAGUAGCUGGAUUGGACAUGCUUUUGAGUAUGAUGGGAAGGACUCUGACUUGGUAGUCAGAUUUUGCAAAGAUGUGGAGAGUAGAUCACAACUGGGCUAUGUAGAUUUUGGCCGCUUUGAUAAAUUCAACUACUUUGUUACUGGCGCUAGACCUGUUGAUUUUGUUCAGGGGUUUUACAAUGGUGACCUGAUGAAUUGUGAGCAGAGUUAUGACAAAAGAGGACGUACAGCUCAGGUAAACAUUAUAUGCGGAAGUUGCAUAAGUGGUCAGUGCAAAGGUGAACUUGGAUGCAUAUGCAACGUGACUUAUGAGUCCACUUGCAGAGCGUCUGUUGAACUUGCCAUCCCAUGUGAGAAACCUGGUCCUCGGAUAUUUGAGGGCUUCACAGUUGGAUACCAUCCUCGAUCAUGGGAAAUUGUUUACAAUGGCAUGACUCAGUUGGGUUAUGAGAAGCCUCGCCAUCAAUACAGCUUUAUGACGGAACAAACUCAUGUUGUGCUUUAUAUGACUGCAAUCACUUCCCUUUCUACUUUAGUACGCAAGCCUACCAUUAAGGUUUUUCCAGAAAAUGGGCUGGAGGUGAAAUUAUCAGGCACAGGGGCAACUGGGACUCCUCCAACAACUUUGUCUCCUUCAAUGUUGAUUGUAGAUUGGAGAUGCGACAGAGCCCGUGAGAUGCCAUAUGAACUUAAUAUCACCAUCCCGAUUGAGGGUUAUGAACCAAUACAGUUCAUGCUUACAAAAUUGUGUGAACACACACAGUCUGAAGAAGAAGACUCCACAAAAGGAUGGGCCAUAUUUGGAGUAUCAUCUUGCAUAUUCAUUGUCUUAUCGACGCUGUUCUGUUGUGGAGGUUUUAUCUACAAGACACGUGUGGAACGACUGCAUGGUAUUGAUGCAUUGCCUGGCAUGACAAUUCUAUCUGCCUGCUUAGAAACCGUGAGUGGAGAAGGGCACAGCUACUCUCGACCAGAAGACCUUAAUAGUGCUUUUGCCAGUGAAGCUUCUUGGGAACGCCCUCCGGUUUCAGCUCGAGGAACGUGGAGACCGAGCGAAAGAAAAUAUGGGUCAGUUUGAAUUUUGCAUUGUUUGUCAUAGACAUCCAAGUUCUCACAAAUUUUUACUCCCCAGAAACCAAAAACCUUCUGCAACUUUUCUUUGUAUCAAAUCAAAAAACACGUUAGGAGUUGAAGCCAUAUAUGUUGUAGUCCUUUAAGAAACAAAGAAAUAUAUAUUUAUUGAUUUUCUAUAUAGUGUUUGUCCAAUAUUACAUCCA
Tripterygium wilfordii is the source of this 1624-nucleotide messenger RNA. RefSeq lists its product as uncharacterized. The transcript is spliced from 18 exons. The coding region runs from base 148 to 1425 and encodes 425 amino acids. NCBI's taxonomy places the organism in Eukaryota, Viridiplantae, Streptophyta, Magnoliopsida, Celastrales, Celastraceae. The record is from RefSeq and is a predicted model, not a curated record.